AUGUCCCCCUCCAAGGCCUCAACGUCCUCCUCCCCCUCCGCCCCCUCCACAAUCAUACUCACCAACCCCUCCAUCCCCCUGGACUCCCUCAUCCUCGUAACAGGCUGCAACGGCCUCAUAGCCUCUCACGUAGCCGACCAACUUCUCACAGCUGGCUACCGCGUCCGUGGCACCGUCCGAUCCGCCUCCAAAAAUUCCUACCUCUCAGACCUCUACUCUUCCCGCCACGGCGACCCCAACAAAUUCGAAUUGCACGAAAUGCCAGACGUCACGGCCCCUGGUGCCUGGGAUCGCGCCUUGGCAGGAGUAGCAGGUAUCAUCCACUGCGUAGGCGCAACGGAUAUGACCACGCAAGACGCCGAUGGCGCCGCCAAGCAAGAGCUAGAAUGGCAGAUUGCUCUGCUAGAGGCUGCUCGCCGAGCAGGGACCGUCAAGAGUUUCGUCUUCACCAGCUCAGCGUGGGCUGUCUGGACGCCUGAUUCCUCGCGUCAAGUCACCCUGACAGAGAAAAGUUGGAACGAGGAAGCCAUCGCCCUGGCGAGAAAAACGGGUGUGGACCCGAAAGAGAAGGGAAUGGCGGGGUUUAUGGCGCUCAAGACGCUUGUUGAGCAAGGCGUUUGGAAGUGGGUUGAGCGCGAGAAUCCCGAGUUUGGAUUUAAUACUGUUUUGCUGGAUACCGUUCUCGGCGAGUGUCUUGAUCCGGUGCACCAGGGGAUUCCGAGCACACCUGGUAUGGUAUACUGGAUUUGGGAGAAUAAGCAUAUGGGUAUUAUCGACUUGAUGGAACCGCAGUGGUUUGUGAAUUGCGUGGAUAUGGCCAAGGUGUAUGUUGCUGCGCUGACGUCGUCGGACCCGAAAGUGGAUAGGGAGCGGUUGUUUGCUUUUGGAGGGCGGUAUAGCUUUAAGGAGGUGGCGCGGUUGUUGGGGGAGAUUUAUCCGGAGAGACUGAGGGAGGGGAAGUUGGGGAUACCGAAUAAGGAAGGGUGGGAUCAGACAGAGGUGCCGAAUCAGAGGGCCGAGGAGCUAUUGAAGAGUGUUGGCCAGAAGCAGGGGUGGACGAGUCUGGAGGAGAGCGUGAGGGCGAAUGCGGAGAGUAUUUUGGUUUUGGAGAGGGAGGGUAAGGGUAAGGAUGUGCCGAAGAGUAAGUAUGACGAGCUGGAUUAG
Molecule: messenger RNA, 1164 nt
Organism: Sordaria macrospora k-hell
Lineage: Eukaryota; Fungi; Ascomycota; Sordariomycetes; Sordariales; Sordariaceae
Molecular function (GO): oxidoreductase activity, acting on the CH-OH group of donors, NAD or NADP as acceptor
Source: RefSeq, a predicted model, not a curated record